Durio zibethinus is the source of this 507-nucleotide messenger RNA. Its product is annotated as putative protease Do-like 14. The record is from RefSeq and is a predicted model, not a curated record. Lineage: Eukaryota; Viridiplantae; Streptophyta; Magnoliopsida; Malvales; Malvaceae. Gene Ontology annotation, molecular function: protein binding.
AUGGAAAAGUGUGAUGAAUCUGAUUGCCAGGGACUUCGCAAGGCAGACUGUGGGAUGAGUAGUGAGGGGUACAUUGAUGGACCUAUCAUCAAUUGUCAAGGAGAAAUCAUUGGGAUCAACUUCUAUCAUUGGAACUACACUUCUUUUCUUCCUAUGAACAUAGCUUUUAGAUGCUUGAAGUGCUUAAAGAAACAAAACAAAGUCCAUCAUCCAUGUCUUGGGAUGAAAUUUACUGAUCUUUAUUCAGUGGAAUUGGAUACUUUGGAAAUUAUAAUUCAACAGUACUUCCCUCACAUUUCCUAUGAUGUUAUGAUUGAACAGAUUGCAGCAGAGUCCCCCGCUGCCCGUGCCGGAAUAGUCCCCAAUGAUGUUAUUGUUGAACUUGGAAGUAACAUUGUUAGGUCUAGCAUGGAGUAUUUCGGAACGAUUUGGGACAAGACUGGUGAAUCUGUGGAGACUGUUGUGAUGAGGGCAUGCCUUGGUGAAGCUAAUUUUAGCUAUCCAUGA